AUGGUCAGCCUGCGCAAAGCUCAGGCUUUCCACCACGACACCGACGCUUAUGGCAACAGGCUCACUGCUGCCGAGCGUGAGAGGCUCUUGAAACCAUAUCUACCAGAGCGACCUCAACCGGCACAGUCUCCUCACUCGUCAAAGAAACAAGGCUUGCUCUUUCACCACAAGCAGCGAGUUCGCCCGGCAUUGCGUCACCUUCUCUAUACAUUAAUAUUCAAUAUCGUUCACAUUAUUUUCUCGGUCUACAUCAACCUGCGCAAGGUAUACAAUGCGAUUCACAACCAGGUGUUGUCGUUGAUAUACUACCAUCAUCACACACCUGAGCUCAUCCAGCGCGACGUGAAAAAGUUGGCAAAAGUCCCAAAGCACUUGAGUGUGAUCUUGGAACUACAAGCAGACGGAGACAAAAAGGAUGGCUUGGAAACACUCCUACACGACGCUUGCGAGCUGGCCGCAUGGACCGCGAGCGCCGGAAUCACAACACUUUCGAUCUACGAGCGGACUGGCAUAUUGAAGGCGACGCAACCACACCUUCAUCGUCGCAUCUCGCGUAGCCUAGCCACUUACUUUGGCGCCUCGGCAGCUUCGAAGCCGACCUUUUCCCUGCGCGCGCCUCAUGUGCCGUCAUACAGUCCGCCUCAUUCGCCAGGCCCACAGAUCGCAGAUGACGGCCAUGAUGACGAUCCAGAAGUGAGCAAUGUUGCCUCGCCGCACCAUUUGACCAUUCUCCUGAUCGACGAGACGGACGGCCGCCAGACCUUCGUCGAUUUGACCAAGACGCUCGCCGAGAUGAGCCAGCGCGGAAAGUUAUCACCUGCGGACAUCAGUGGGGACUUGAUUGACGCUGAGAUCAGCGAGAGCGUCAUGGGCGAGCCGGAUCUCCUGAUUCUGUUCGGCGGACGUGUGGUUUUGGAGGGAUACCCGCCGUGGCAGGUCCGGCUCACGGAGAUUUUCUAUGCCCAGGACCACGAGGGUGGUGUCGGGUAUCAAAUCUUCCUCCAGGCGCUGUACAAGUACGCCAAGGCAGAAUUCAGGAUCGGUAGAUAA
This is a messenger RNA of Dissoconium aciculare CBS 342.82, 1050 nucleotides long. RefSeq names its product Undecaprenyl diphosphate synthase. Gene Ontology annotation, molecular function: ditrans,polycis-polyprenyl diphosphate synthase [(2E,6E)-farnesyl diphosphate specific] activity. Lineage: Eukaryota; Fungi; Ascomycota; Dothideomycetes; Mycosphaerellales; Dissoconiaceae. The record is from RefSeq and is a predicted model, not a curated record. Bases 1 to 1050 code for a protein of 349 amino acids. Gene Ontology annotation, cellular component: dehydrodolichyl diphosphate synthase complex; endoplasmic reticulum membrane. The transcript has a single exon.